GUCAUGGCUAGGACAUGGUUGCUGCUUUUCCUGGCCCUCAGGGGUCAGACCCUGCCCACAGGCAUAGCUGGCAUCCCCUUUCCUUCCCUGGCUCCACCCAUCACUCUGCUGGUGGAUGGGAGGCAGCAGAUGCUGGUGGUCUGCUUGGUCCUCGAUGCGGCACCUCCUGGCCUUGACAGCCUCGUCUGGUUCUCAGCUGGCAACGGCACUGCACUAGACACCUUCUCCUAUGGGCCCUCCCCAGCACCGGAUGGCACCUGGACCAGCCUAGCCCAGCUCUCCCUGCCCUCUGAAGAGCUGGAAGCCUGGGAGCCCUUGGUCUGCCAUGCCAGGCCUGGGGCGGGGGGCCAGAGCCGGAGCACGCUCCCCCUCCAGCUGUCAGCGGAAGCAUCCACAGGCAGGACCUGCGUUCAGCAGCCCCUCAGGGGGACACCCGGUCAGGUACUGCGGCUGAGUGCUCUGCGACUGCUUCUCUUCAAGCUGCUUCUGUUGGACGUGCUUCUGACCUGCCGCCGCCUCUGUGUGCUGGCGGACCAGCUCCCACUGCCACCACGCCCACGCAAGUCCCUGCCUCCCACCCACCGAAUCUGGACGUAG
This is a messenger RNA of Microtus ochrogaster (prairie vole), 597 nucleotides long. It is a transcript of the gene Ptcra, whose product is annotated as pre T cell antigen receptor alpha. Gene Ontology annotation, biological process: negative regulation of thymocyte apoptotic process. The record is from RefSeq and is a predicted model, not a curated record. Lineage: Eukaryota; Metazoa; Chordata; Mammalia; Rodentia; Cricetidae.